AAGAAUCCGUCGAAGAAGUUAACCGGAAACACGACUCCUCUGGAACGGAUGCAGAAAUUCCAAGAUGGAGGUGGACGGGAUUGAUAAUAUGGAGAUGGGGGACAGUAAAGGUGGAACAGGCCUCCGGCAGUACUACUUGUCAAAGAUAGAAGAGUUGCAGUUGACAGUGAAUGAAAAAAGCCAGAAUCUCAGACGUUUGCAGGCACAGAGAAAUGAACUUAAUGCAAAAGUGCGCCUUCUUCGUGAAGAGUUGCAGUUAUUACAGGAGCAGGGAUCAUAUGUGGGAGAAGUAGUCAGAGUUAUGGACAAAAAGAAAGUGCUGGUCAAGGUGCAUCCAGAAGGAAAAUUUGUUGUGGAUGUGGACAAGAACAUUGACAUCAAUGAUGUGACUCCAAAUUGUCGUGUGGCUCUUCGGAAUGAUAGCUACACCCUGCACAAGAUCCUCCCCAAUAAAGUGGACCCUCUGGUAUCCCUCAUGAUGGUGGAGAAAGUGCCAGACUCCACUUAUGAAAUGAUUGGUGGCCUGGAUAAACAGAUCAAGGAGAUCAAAGAAGUGAUUGAGCUUCCUGUCAAGCACCCAGAGCUGUUUGAGGCUUUGGGAAUUGCACAACCCAAGGGCGUGCUGCUGUAUGGUCCACCAGGUACAGGAAAGACCCUUUUGGCUAGAGCUGUGGCCCACCACACUGACUGUACCUUCAUCAGGGUGUCUGGCUCAGAACUAGUCCAGAAAUUCAUCGGAGAGGGUGCUCGUAUGGUGCGUGAGCUGUUUGUUAUGGCGAGAGAGCAUGCUCCCUCCAUCAUCUUCAUGGAUGAGAUUGACUCCAUCGGCUCAUCCCGGCUGGAGGGCGGCUCGGGUGGUGAUAGUGAGGUGCAGAGGACAAUGUUGGAGCUGCUCAAUCAGCUGGAUGGAUUCGAGGCAACAAAGAACAUCAAGGUCAUCAUGGCCACCAACCGUAUUGACAUCUUGGACUCCGCUCUGCUCAGACCAGGAAGGAUCGACAGGAAAAUUGAGUUCCCCCCUCCAAAUGAAGAGGCCCGUCUGGACAUCCUGAAGAUCCACUCCAGGAAGAUGAACCUGACUCGUGGCAUUAACCUGAGGAAGAUUGCAGAGCUGAUGCCGGGAGCCUCUGGUGCCGAGGUCAAGGGAGUUUGCACAGAGGCGGGGAUGUAUGCUCUGAGAGAAAGGAGAGUUCACGUCACUCAGGAGGACUUUGAGAUGGCUGUGGCAAAGGUGAUGCAGAAAGAUAGUGAGAAGAACAUGUCCAUCAAGAAGCUGUGGAAGUAAAAGGCCUUGUGUAUUCCUGAACAUAAUGCAACCACACAUGUAUAUUUUCUUUUCUUUGUUUAUGGUUUGUAAUUGUUGCAGAAGUAAAUCCAUAAUUAAAUGGUUUCCCUAAAA
Molecule: messenger RNA, 1399 nt
Organism: Melanotaenia boesemani (Boeseman's rainbowfish)
Lineage: Eukaryota; Metazoa; Chordata; Actinopteri; Atheriniformes; Melanotaeniidae
Gene: psmc5
Product: proteasome 26S subunit, ATPase 5
Exons: 12
Coding region: 65-1285 (406 amino acids)
Biological process (GO): proteasome-mediated ubiquitin-dependent protein catabolic process
Cellular component (GO): proteasome regulatory particle, base subcomplex
Molecular function (GO): ATP hydrolysis activity; ATP binding; proteasome-activating activity
Source: RefSeq, a predicted model, not a curated record